Messenger RNA from [Candida] anglica, 2484 nucleotides. The record is from the annotation of a GenBank genome assembly. NCBI's taxonomy places the organism in Eukaryota, Fungi, Ascomycota, Pichiomycetes, Serinales, Debaryomycetaceae.
AUGUGGUUUAAUACAUCCCGUUUGCUACUGACGGUACUUUUACUCCUACCAUUGUUGGUCCAUGCCAGUAAGUUUGACAUUUACAAUGAUUUUGAUGACCAAGAAGAAGUAAGUGUUGGUGAAUAUGAACGAUUAUCAGGAGAUUCACUCCUUUGGGGUCCAUAUAGAUCAUCUUUAUAUUUUGGUGUUAGGCCUAGAAUCCCUCGCUCACUUCUCUCUGGUCUUAUGUGGUUCAAUGUUGACUCGUACCAAGGUGUUGGACAAGUUCGUCAUUUUUACGAACAAUUCGACAAUAUGAAAAAGGCUAAUUGGGUCAAUUAUAAUCCAAGAUAUGGUGGUAGACAAAUCAUUGAAGACAAUGAUUGUCAUGUUAGAAUCAUUAUUGACUUUGUUAAAAGUAACGACGGUAAAUCAUGGGGUGUUAAGAUUAAAUCGAAGCCACAUAAAGGAUAUGAAAACACCAAGAUAUCCUUUGUUUGGUACUCUGGAUUAGAGACUGAUAAACCAAUGGAGCCAGUUCCUGGAAUUGAUGCUGACGAUAGUGAAAAUGGAUAUUUCACCAUGGAAACUCCAAAGGAUAUUCAUGGAUAUUCCGGGAUUAUGAAAUUUGCUGGUUUAUCUGAAAGUUUAGGACUCUUUGAAAUGGAAGUUAAUGAUGGUCCAAAGUCUAAUAAGCAUCCAGAGAGACUUUUCUUGGAUCCAGAACUUGACCCAGCCAAAUCUCAUCAUAUCUCAUUGAGAAUCCCAAAUGAUAACAUUUGGAGAGCCAAGGACAUAUUUAUGACAGUCAUACAAGAUUGUAUAAAGGAUCUUUCUGAAAGGUAUUCUGAUGUGAAUGAUAUUCCACCUCAACAAGCAUUCAUCUUGAGAGAUUUACUGAAAUUCCUGGGUAAUUUACAUAUUGUUCAGAAGAUAUACGAAGGAAGUUGUGAAUUUGAUGUGAUUUAUAAUAAUGCUGUAACCCCACAGCAUGAUAAGAUUACAUUUGAAAACAUUGCAACCAAAAUUACAACUGUUUUGGAAUCUAACAAUCAAAAGUUCAAGACUCAUUUCCCAUUGGUACAACCAUUCCACCAAAUUAAAUACCAGAAAUUCGCAAAAGAAAUGCUUUCUGGAUUACUUGGAGGUUUAAGUUACUCUUAUGGUGAUCAAUUAGUUGAUAGAGAUACUAUAUUUGAUGAAGAAUCAUUUGAAGAAUACGAAUUAAAUGGUUCAGUAGAAGGCCCAGAUGAAUUAUUCACACUUGUUCCAUCUAGACCAUUCUUUCCUAGAGGGUUCUAUUGGGACGAAGGAUUCCAUUUACUCCCUCUUUUGAAAUAUGACCUGGACUUGGCACUUGAAAUAAUCAAAUCUUGGUUUGAAAGAGUGGAUGAAAACGGUUGGAUCGCUAGAGAACAAAUCUUAGGACCUGAACUGAGAUCUAGAGUACCAGAAAAGUUUCAAACUCAAAGUCCUGAAAUUGUCAACCCACCAACUAUUAUGAUGGCCCUUUCAUAUAUCCUUGAGAAUUUGGGCACUGAUGUAGAGUUUGGAGACUUGGAAGAACCAAAAGAAGUUAAGGAAUACUCUAACGAUGCACUUGGUCUGAUUUACCUUGACAAUCCAACUUUAUUAUUCAACUAUACUAAAGAACUCUAUCCGAAAUUUAAAUCUCACUUUGAAAUGUUCCGUCGUACUCAAAAGGGAUACGUGGAAGAUUUUGAUAGAGAUGGAAUUUCUGAAGCUUAUCGUUGGAGGGGACGUACCAUCACCCAUUGCCUUGCCAGUGGAUUAGACGAUUAUCCAAGGCCACUUCCAGCUGAUAUUGCUGAAUUGAAUGUUGAUUUACUCUCUUGGGUUGGUGUCAUGACCAAAUCUAUGAAGCUGAUGGCUAAAAUCCUUGGUGAAAAUGAAGAUUUGGCUGACUUUGAAAAGAUUGAAGAAGAAAUCAUUGAAAAUCUUGAGCUGAUUCAUUGGUCUGAAAAUGAAAAGACAUAUUGUGAUGUUUCUGUAGAUGAAAAUGAUGAAAACAUGCAUUAUUGUUUCAAGGGUUACAUAUCUCUUUUCCCCUUCAUCACUAAGCUUAUUCCAACUACUCAAGUGGAUAAAAUUGAACAUAUUGUGGAUAUGUUAAAAGAUCCUGAACAAUUGUGGUCUCCAUAUGGAAUCAGAUCAUUAUCUAAAUCUGAUGAAAAGUACAGAACUGCAGAAAAUUACUGGAGAUCUCCAAUUUGGCUCAAUAUUAACUAUCUUGUUCUUGAAGCAUUGGUACACUAUAAACAAGAAUCUGCACCACAUAUGAGCUCAGAUGUUGCAGAAAAACUUGCUCUUGCUUAUAGUGAACUUCGUGUUAAUUUAGUAGAAAAUGUUUACAGCCAAUGGGAUAAAACUGGGUUUGUCUGGGAGCAAUACGAUGACAUUACAGGAGAAGCGAAGGGUGCAAAGAACUUUUUGGGUUGGACAUCUACUGUUCUUCUUAUCAUGAAAAUGCCAACCGAUAUUUAA